AUGGACUCUCAGAACAAAGUUAUGGGAUUAGGGUGGUUGUUACGUGCCGAAGGAGGUAUCUUUUUAGCAGCUAAGUCUCUCAGGUUCAAUGGCAACUAUAGCGUUCAAGAGGCCGAGGCUGUGUGCAUUCGGGAAGCGUUAAGCUGGUUGAAGGGAACCGGGAUGGGAGAUGUGGACAUAGAAACUGAUUCUCAACUUGUCUAUUAUGCAUUAUCUUCUAGUUCUUUUGUUUCUAGUUUUGGUUUUAUUAUUGAUGAUGUCAAAGAAGUUGCAUCUAUGAUUGAGGGUGUAGACUUCUAUUUUGCUAAGCGAUCUGCGAAUCGUGCCGCCCACCUACUUGCUCGGGAGGCCGUUUCUAUGUCAGGUUGCGGGGAGUGGUUUGAUACCCCUCCUCCGUUUCUUGUUGACUGUCUUUUAUCGGAUUCAAUGAAUUAA
Molecule: messenger RNA, 435 nt
Organism: Ipomoea triloba (trilobed morning glory)
Lineage: Eukaryota; Viridiplantae; Streptophyta; Magnoliopsida; Solanales; Convolvulaceae
Exons: 1
Coding region: 1-435 (144 amino acids)
Molecular function (GO): RNA-DNA hybrid ribonuclease activity; nucleic acid binding
Source: RefSeq, a predicted model, not a curated record